Hirsutella rhossiliensis is the source of this 777-nucleotide messenger RNA. RefSeq names its product phosphotransferase enzyme family domain-containing protein. Gene Ontology annotation, biological process: protein phosphorylation. NCBI's taxonomy places the organism in Eukaryota, Fungi, Ascomycota, Sordariomycetes, Hypocreales, Ophiocordycipitaceae. Gene Ontology annotation, molecular function: protein kinase activity. The coding region runs from base 1 to 777 and encodes 258 amino acids. The transcript has a single exon. The record is from RefSeq and is a predicted model, not a curated record.
AUGAGCGACCGGGGCGUCUGGGCCAUCGGGUCCAACCUGAUCGUCAAGGAAAUGCCCGACAGUCCUCCCAACUUUGAAGCCAGAAAUACCCGAUUCAUCCAAGAGAACACCAAAAUACCGGCUCCGGAGGUUAUCCAGGAGUGGACUGAGAACGGCCGCUACUUCCUAAUCACGAAACGAAUCCCGGGUACAACUCUGAAAGAGGCGUGGCCGGCCAUGUCUGAGACGGAGAAGGAGGCUAUCGCCAAGCAGACGGCAGACUGCCUUUCCCAGCUUCGAAAGCUCUGUUCAGCGAAAAUCCAGAGCCUGGGCGCCGAACCAGUCUACUCGGCCUUUUUAUUUUGCAACGGCUAUGGUCUUCCACAUGGCCCCUUGUCCUCUGAUGAUCAACUCUGGGAGGAGAUGACGACCGAAGCCUUGCAGCAUGUGCCAGAAAAUGCGCGACGUCUUCUGCGACGACGUAUGCCCCCGGCAAAGCCCUACACCUUCACUCACGGGGACUUGACGACAAGAAAUGUCCUCGUCAACGAUGGCAAGCUCACGGGCAUAAUCGACUGGGAAGGAUGCGGCUUUUUCCCAGCAUGGUGGGAAUUCGUGUCCACCAGAAUUUCUGAGGACGAGGAUGACCGUGCGUGGAAGGCCCUUUUGCGCAAGCAUAUGGAGGACUACACGAAGGCUCAGGAGUUCUGGCUCGAUUACUAUGCACUCACGAGAUACCCAAAUCUCGAUGGUCGAGGAGUGGAAUUCAUCGCAGAGUCAGAGGGCCAGAAUACUUAG